This is a messenger RNA of Macroventuria anomochaeta, 1017 nucleotides long. RefSeq lists its product as uncharacterized. The transcript is spliced from 2 exons. The coding region runs from base 297 to 932 and encodes 211 amino acids. The record is from RefSeq and is a predicted model, not a curated record. Lineage: Eukaryota; Fungi; Ascomycota; Dothideomycetes; Pleosporales; Didymellaceae.
UACUAUGGCUGUCCAGAGAACGAACCCUGCGAUCACUACGGCCUUGACGAGCCGUUGCCCUGCGAAGCGAAUCUUUGGGUACCAAUCGAUAUCGUCCUAGAAGACGCCACUCCAAUGGCACUGGACGACUAUCACGAGUGGACGGACGUCAGACAGGCUUUUAAUAACUUUAGAGGCCUUAUUCGAGAUCGCUGGCUCAAGAAGCCUGUGUUCCAGAGAAGGGCGAACCUGCUACAAGCAAUGCCCUCCCUACCGCCGAAACAUCGACCUGACAUCGAUCAAUGCAUCCUUAAGUGAUGUCCACACCAGCGACGUGUGGCAGGCGCUCAUUGUUGAUCCUCGUUGACGCGCGAGCUAAAAACGCACCAUGCAAGUUUGCCCUGUCGGACCAUGAACUAGGGCCUCUCAUCAAGCUGCAAGCGGAUCUCCUGGAAAGCACCAAAUACACAAUGGGAGUCAUCAACGAUCAAUACAGGAUGAUCAAGGAGUGGGACUCUGGAGAGGCUGCUGCCCAGGCUAUGGCUACUGGAGACGUAGCGCAUCCUGACCAUGGCCUACACAUCCUGGCUUUGCAAGCUGGCAUGUAUCGCUUCCUCAAGGAUUGUAUGCUGGGGAUCAUCUCUGAAAAAUUCGAAGCACUCCUGCGAGGAUCCCUUCAAGCCGACACUACCGGUGAAGUGCUUGUAAUCAUUCCUCAUCAGUGCCCUUACACUGUGGGUUACAGCUCGCUUGAAGCCAUUGUAAGAGAGUCACAAUAUCGCGCACCGACACUCAGAUAUAUCGACCGCCUUGAAGCUCUCGUCUCUGCAUGCAAGAGUGAAGCCGAAGAUCACAUCUGGAUGUUACGAGAAUACCCUAGUUACUUCGCUGAGACCGUCAACGAACAUAAAGAGCAUCGGCCGGAGUUGCUGUCUGGCGUCCGCUGCGGCUGAAUUCAUAAGACUGGUGACCCCGACACCCUCUAGGCGCGGACCUUGAGAGAUGAUGUCGCUAACUGCUACAAUGACCUCAUGGUUU